AUUCAUAGGUGCUCACUUGGAAACAGUGUGGUCUAGAAGACGACAUUGGAAAGAGUGAAAGACUCCUCACGCUGAGGAGUUGGCCGAGGCUGAGAAGAGAUGGCGGGUGGAGGGGCGGUUGAUUCGACACUGGAAGUCACACCAACAUGGGCCACUGCGUCCAUUGUCAGCGUGAUUGUCCUGGUUUCAAUGGCUGCUCAACGUGGAAUCCAUUACACUGGACUGUGGUUUAAAGGCCGGAAAAGCAAUCCUCCAGUUAAAGCUGCUCUGGAAAACAUCAAAGAAGAGUUGAUGCUCCUGGGAUUCAUAUCGCUGCUCCUCGCGGUUUCGCAAACCUUUACAACAGAGAUAUGUGUUCCUCGAAGCCUGAUCCAGACAAUGCUACCCUGCAAGUCAUCAAACUUUACUGUGGCCCCGACCAAAAGCUACAAUCGCAGGCUGCUCGUGUUUCGACGGGAUUUAGCUUCCGAUACAGGAAAUAGCACCAAGUGUAUUGACAAGGGAAAAAUGCCAAUUCUCAGUGGCACCGACAUCCAUGAUCUUCAUAUGUUCAUCUUCAUUCUCGCGGUGGUGCAUAUUUCUUAUAGUCUUGCAACUGUUUACCUCGGAGGAAGAAAGGUUGUCUUUGGUGGUGGAAGUUGUUCUACCAUUAACUUGUGUUUUCAGAUCCAUGCCUGGGAAAAAUGGGAAGCUGACACUCAAGCUGACGACGUACAGACGAUGCCUGCUAAUCGCGAAACAAAAUUUAUUCGCAGGCAUGUCCGGAACUCUUCCUUUGUCAUAGGAAUUCUGGUGACGCUUCUGCAACAAUUUGGCUGGUCAGUCACCAAAGAAGAUUACUACACUCUUCGACACACGUUUAUCAUUAAUCAUUCAAAAAACAACAGUUUUGACUUCCAUGCGUUUUUGAAGGCAGCAAUUGCACAAGAUUUUAAAACUGUCAUCGGGAUGAGCGAAUACUUUUGGGUGUACGUCAUUGUGUUCUUCUUGCUCAAUGUUCAUGGCUGGCAUACGUAUUUCUGGAUUUCAUUCGUCCCCAUUCUUGUCCUCAUUUUGCUAGGCGCAAAGCUUCAGUACAUCCUCGGGACACUAGCUGUGGAUAUUUUGAAGGCACCUGGUGAGCCUGUGCAAGUUCGAGAUAAGUUUUUUUGGUUUGGCACGCCUAGAAUACUUUUGCACUUGCUUCACUUCUCGAUCUUUCAGAAUGCGUUUGAGCUAGCUCUUCUGUUUUGGAUGUGGGCCACAUUCGGAUGGCACUCGUGCCUUAUUGACAACAAGACGACAGCAAUUUUGCACGUAUCUUCCGGCAUUUUGAUCUUAAUUCAGUGCAGCUACACAACGCUUCCUCUCUAUGCACUGCUUUCUCAGAUGGGGCCCCAGAACGAAGGCAAGCACAAAAACUCGGACGUUCCGGAUCCGACUCAACCUCCACCCGGAGAAAUGGACGAAACAAAUCGGACGGAGACGAGGGCUGUGGACACUGAGGUGCAAACAGCAACACGGCACGAUGAGUUGUAGCUUAGGAUCCAGGUG
Selaginella moellendorffii is the source of this 1533-nucleotide messenger RNA. RefSeq names its product MLO-like protein 1. The record is from RefSeq and is a predicted model, not a curated record. Bases 100 to 1518 code for a protein of 472 amino acids. The transcript is spliced from 15 exons. Gene Ontology annotation, cellular component: membrane. Gene Ontology annotation, biological process: defense response. Lineage: Eukaryota; Viridiplantae; Streptophyta; Lycopodiopsida; Selaginellales; Selaginellaceae.